Delphinapterus leucas (beluga whale) is the source of this 5042-nucleotide messenger RNA. The record is from RefSeq and is a predicted model, not a curated record. NCBI's taxonomy places the organism in Eukaryota, Metazoa, Chordata, Mammalia, Artiodactyla, Monodontidae.
GGAGGUGGGGGCGUGCGCGGUGAGCGGUUGCUUGCAUCUUGCUCGUCUUGUCGUACUCGUAGUCCUACAGCUCAGCCUCCGUAGUCCUCGCUUUUCACUGCCACGCAGACACUCUCUCCGGCCCGCAGAAGAACCAAGACACAAGCAAAUUGGAAGAUCAGCGUCGGUCCAGAGACUGAGGACUCAAUUUUCCAAGCCAUUUCCAUCACUUUUUUUUCUAUCACUUUUUCUUUAAUGCUGAUACAUUAAUAUCCUUUUUGUGUCGAGAAUGAGCACUAGAACCUUUACCAACUCUGACAUUUUGCUGUUACUUUUAUCACAAGAGCUUUUCUUUAGUAAAAGUUUUACCGUAAUUGAAGAAAAAUGAUGGAAGAGAGUGGAAUAGAGACAACACCACCUGGGACUCCUCCACCAAGUUCAGCAGGACUGGCUGUCGCUGCCACAGCGGCACAGCCGUCUUCCCCCCCAGCCCCUUUAGCUGCGGCCAGCGCUCUCUCUUCUCCAAGCGUGUCCUCUGUGCAGCCCCCGCCGCCACACACGUUCUCCACCCCUCAGCAGUCCCUGCCUCCUGUGAGGCCUUCGCCACCCUUGCCCUUUGUGCCUCCUUCACCGGUUCCUUCUGGUCCUCCACUCAUUACCUCUUUACCACCUCAUGUUUCUCCACCAACUGCUGCUGCCUUCAGUAACCCUCCUUUAUCCCACUUCCCACCUUCCACUUCUGCCCCAAACACUCUCUUACCUGCUCCCGCUUCGGGUCCUCCCACAUCAGGAUUCUCUGUCGGCUCAGCCUAUGACAUUACACGAGGACAUGCAGGAAGAGCUCCCCAGACACCCCUGAUGCCGUCUUUUUCUGCACCUCCGGUGACAGGUAUUUUGCCAACUCCCAUUACUCAGCAAGCUGGUUUGACAUCUCUGGCACAGGGAACUGGAACCACAUCAGCCAUAACUUUUCCAGAGCAGCAAGAAGAUCCUAGAAUUGGUAGAGGGCAGGAUGAAGCAUCUGCUGGAGGACUCUGGGGUUUCAUUAAGGGUGUGGCUGGGAACCCUAUGGUGAAAUCUGUGCUUGAUAAAACAAAACAUUCAGUAGAAAGCAUGAUUACAACGCUGGACCCUGGCAUGGCUCCAUAUAUCAAAUCUGGAGGUGAACUGGACAUUGUAGUGACCUCAAAUAAAGAAGUAAAAGUUGCCGCUGUCCGAGAUGCCUUCCAGGAGGUCUUUGGCUUAGCUGUGGUGAUCGGGGAAGCUGGGCAGUCCAGCAUUGCCCCACAACCAGUGGGUUAUGCAGCUGGAUUAAAAGGUGCCCAGGAACGGAUAGAUAGCUUGCGUCGAACUGGAGUGAUCCAUGAAAAACAGACUGCUGUGUCAGUAGAAAACUUCAUUGCAGAAUUGCUUCCUGACAAAUGGUUUGACAUUGGCUGUCUGAUAGUUGAAGACCCUGUGCAUGGUAUUCAUCUAGAAGCAUUUACACAAGCCACACCAGUACCCUUGGAAUUUGUACAACAGGCUCAAAGUCUAACUCCCCAGGACUACAGUCUGAGGUGGUCGGGCCUUUUGGUGACAGUGGGCGAAGUCCUGGAGAAGAGCUUACUCAAUGUCAGCCGGACUGAUUGGCAUAUGACUUUCACUGGCAUGUCUCGUCGGCAGAUGAUCUACAGCGCAGCCAAAGCAGUAGCAGGCAUGUAUAAACAGCGCCUGUCCCCCGGGACCAUGUGAGAAGGCUGGCCUGGGAUACUGACACUUGCUAACUUUGAGCUGCUGGUGGAGAAGAGACAGUCCCUUCUUAAACUGGACAACUUCAGUCAGUCCAGCUGUUUUGAUCAUUUUCCUGUAGGCUGCAGUUUUUUUCUUAGAAAGGCAUGGUGUCAUUCCAGUAGAUGAAAAGAAACAGAUCCUUCUUCUGAUUAUAUAAUUGCACGUACCAUAGUUUUCAAAAAAUAUAUAAAUAUUUUUAUAGGACAGUUUGAUACACCAGAUUUAUAAGGUGCAAAUUCAUGUGCUAAGAUAUUUAACUUAAUGAUAUGUACUUGAUUAUUUUGUUUUUUAAGAAAUAGUUGACUAAAGAACAUGUUUACCGAACACUGUUUAAAAGCAUUGUUUCUUUUAAUUCAUGAUUAAUCUCUUCCCUGUCCGUCUUGGAAGCUUUUCGUGUGUCCAUGUGAUCACAGGUCUGAUGCUAAGCCAUGUGCUCAACAAGAGACUCUAAGACGCCUACUUGUAGGGAGAUGGUGCACUUGUCUAUGCAUAUUUUUAACAUAGGCCAGAAUAACAGAAUCGAUCAUUUUCUUUUUGGUUAUCAUGUUAUACACAUAGCCUGAAAAAUUUUUUUUUUUUUUUUUAAUGUUUCAGCAUUUCACAUUCAUACUGUACGAUGAACACUGGGAUAAUGCUUUUUUUUUUUCAUUGCUCUAUGACAACUAAGGGGCAAAUGAGUCAAGCAUAUUUAAAUUAGAAGCAUUUGGGUUUUUUUGCAUAAUGGUAUUCAGUGCUUCCAGGUAACUCUGACAACAGCCAUUACUUCUGCUUUAAUUCAUUUCUCCAACUGUAAUAGAGAAAUUUUUGAGAGGAAAUUACUUUGUUGUUUAUGGGAUCAUAUGACUUACUUUAAGGCUACUUAUUUAGUUUGCCUUAAACACAGCUUUUCUAACUUCGUGCCAUUCUGCCUUUACUUUUUAUGGAAGUUUUCCAAGAAACUGUUUUAUAGUGAACCUGGUUUAUUUAGUCCAUUAUGUUUGUAUUUAAUGAAAGCUUCUUUUUCCCCCAGAUAAUAUAUUUUACCAUUUUGGGAUUUAUACAAAUCAAAAAUAGUUCAUCAUAUACUUUUGAACUCUAUAUAUGAAAGUUCAAAUAAUUUUUUGAAGAUAGUUUCUUAUAUAAACGUAAUUUAAUUUUUAUUUACUCUUCUAUAUAAUUCUUUAGAUGUAAAAGAAUCAGCACAAUCUUAUAAAAUCUUUUAAGGUAUUGAAGCUGUCAUCCUGUGCUGUCAUCUCAUGUAAUGUUUGUUUGCUUUGUAUUAAUAUUUCAAGUACUUGUUUGAUUUCUAUUUUUUUUUACCUGAGGAUGAGAAGAUUAAGUACUAAUUUUCCAUCUGUGUUAUGUGUUCAUUUCUAUGCACUGUAUAGUUGUCAUUCAGUCUUCUGUGUCAUUAAAAGUAAUGAGAGAAAGAAGAGAGAUGUAGCCGGUUGCUAUAGCAUAAUAGGGACACAGGAAUACUUAUAUUCCCUUUUUAUUGGUAUUUAUGGAACACUUCAUCUCAUGUUUUCUCCGUCUUUCGUGAAUAAGAGAAGCCUUUCUCUACCAUUUGUUUUUAUCCUUUAUUUUAAAAAGCUACCCUUUAUCAUGGCACUGGCCUGAUGACACAUCACUGUUAGGAACGAAGGAACAUGUGUCCGUAGUUCGUAUUUCUGCUUUUUUCCCCUAUUAUAGGGAAAUUUUACAGAUCCUAAAGAUAAAAUUUUCUUUUUAUUUUACGAGGUCUCAAAUAUCUUAGUUUAUGUUUUUGAGGGCGGUUUUCGUAGGAUCAUUAACAUUGACAUCCCAUUAGAGGACAGCUUUCUUCGAACCCCCAGGCAGCAAUGGCAGAGUUACUCUGGUUUGGGUGCAGAUGAUUUCCCUGCACCUGGUAAUUUGCACCCUCUGCUCUCUGUGAGUGGGUGAGGACUAGGGAAGGGCAGAUGGAAAAGAUAAAUACAUCAUCUCGUUCUGGCCCCUUAUUCCUUCUCUGGCCCAGAGUUAUCUUUGAAAGGCAUCAGUGCAUGACUGACUCCACAGUCAACUUUCCCAGCCUCUUGUUUACUUUUUCAUUCUUGGAUUUCCCUCUUGUACAAGGGGCAAGAAAAGUAACUCAUUACCUCUCACACACCAGGGCAGCGUGAGCCAGGAGGUCUUUUACUGUUGGUAUUUUGGCAUGAGAUAUGCUGGUCAUCAACCUAAGGCCACGGCUCCCUUCACCAAUCAUCCAGCUGCCCUGUUCUUUUCUUGCUUGUUUCCUUAUAAUUCUUGCACUAGCAUUUUUUGGGAGCGUUGAGCUGGGGAGUUUUACCCUCAAGCAUCUUGGGACAACCUAUCUUUAACACAGUUCUUUGCCACUACUAUUUUGGUCAUGUUUGUGUUUUCUUUUCUUUCGAAGUGCUCCCAGAACUACUUACUGAAUUUGAUAAGUUGUAUACUUUUUUUUUUUUUUUUUUUGGCGGUAUGCGGGCCCCUCACCUCUGUGGCCUCUCCCGUUGCGGAGCACAGGCUCCGGAUGCGCAAGCCUCAGCGGCCAUGGCCCACGGGCCCAGCCGCUCCGCGGCACGUGGGAUCCUCCCAGACCGGCGCACGAACCCGUGUCCCCUGCAUCGGCAGGCGGACUCUCAACCACUGCACCACCAGGGAAGCUCAGUUUGUAUACUUUUUAAUUAAGUGUUGUGAAAGAGAACAGGAAGAAACGCAGGAAGAGUAAUUUUACAUCAGCCUCAAUUGACAGAAGGUACUCAGACUACUCAGAUCAAUAUCGUCUUGUUAUUAAGUUUAUCAGGUAACCCUGGACUUAGAGCUGGGCCCCAGACUUCUGGGUGGAAAAGUUUGAGCUAAUAAUACCUGUAGUUUUCUCCUCUGAACCUCUUAUUAUUACUUCCCCAUUCUUUGUUCUUUCUCUCAAGGAUUAAUGAGGUAGAAAAUUGAGAUGAAUGGAUAUAGACAAAAUGGUAGUAUGAUAAAUAUAAGUAGAUAACAGUACAGAUGAAAGUGUAUUAUAUACAUUAAUUCAAGUUAUGCAAAUUAGUAGUAUACUCAGGGUCAGCUAAAUUAAUUUAAGAUGUUGUUGAAUUUAUUUUGUUCCUUGGCUAGAAAAAAUUCUAAACAGGAAUUUGUGUUCUGUGAAACCAAAUUGGUAAUAUCCUGUGUUCUGAAAGAUGGUAGGUUACACAUAAAUUAAGAAACUCAGAUUUUUACUCCUAGAGUAUGGUAUUGUUUUUUAAGAUACUAUGCAGGAUGAUGUAUUGGAUAAAGCCAAUUUUGUACGUAUGUACAUAUGUCAUAAAUAAAAAAUACCUCGACUUAUA